This is a messenger RNA of Humulus lupulus (European hop), 2490 nucleotides long. RefSeq names its product fimbrin-2. Gene Ontology annotation, cellular component: actin filament bundle; actin filament; cytoplasm. Gene Ontology annotation, molecular function: actin filament binding. The record is from RefSeq and is a predicted model, not a curated record. NCBI's taxonomy places the organism in Eukaryota, Viridiplantae, Streptophyta, Magnoliopsida, Rosales, Cannabaceae. The coding region runs from base 289 to 2292 and encodes 667 amino acids. Gene Ontology annotation, biological process: actin filament network formation; actin filament bundle assembly. The transcript has 14 exons.
UUCCUUAUCAAAUGAACAACUUUGAACACUGACAGCUCGACACCGUCCCAACUGUGUUGGCCCUUCUCAUCUCAUCUCACCUUCCCUCCUCUCCUACUACUUCUACUACUGUACACCACUGCCUUAUUUCUUCUUCUCAAACUUCAUUUAAAAAUAUUAACUAACAAAAGCCAUAGAACAAUUAGAGUUCAAAGCUUCAAGCUUUAAACAAUAUCUUUUUCUUCUUCUUACUAUAAGAAGAAGAAGAAGAGAAAAUCUUUAUCUGGGCAAGCUAGUUUUGGAGCUUUUAUGAUGUCAGGCUACGUGGGCAUUCUUGUUUCAGAUCCAUGGCUUCAAAACCAGUUCACCCAAGUUGAGCUUCGUAGCUUGAAAUCUCACUUCACUAGCAUGAGGAGAGAGAGUGGUAGGCUUACGGUUGGUGACUUGGCUUCGAGGACGUCGAGCCUGAAAGUUGUGGGAGAGAAUUUGACAGAGGAAGAGAGAGCUUCUCUUAUUCAAAAUUAUCACCAUAAUCUUGAUGAUGACGUUGAUUUUGAGUUCUUUCUCAGGGUGUAUUUGAAACUUAAUGGCCACGCUAGUGCUAUAACUGGCGGCAGUGCUGCUAAGAACUCGUCUGCAUUUCUCAAGGCUGCUACCACUACUUUGCUUCAUACGAUCAGUGAAUCCGAGAAGGCAUCUUAUGUUGCCCAUAUCAAUAACUAUCUAUCAGAAGAUGAGUUUAUAAAGAGAUAUCUUCCUCUUGAUCCUUCAACGAACGAUCUAUUCGAGAUCGUGAAGGAUGGAGUACUUUUAUGUAAGUUGAUCAAUGUGGCAGUUCCGGGAACAAUUGAUGAAAGGGCUAUCAACACUAAGAGAGUACUCAAUCCUUGGGAAAGAAAUGAGAAUCAUACACUCUGUCUCAACUCUGCCAAGGCUAUUGGAUGCACUGUGGUCAAUAUUGGGACUCAGGAUUUCAUUGAAGGAAGGCGUCAUCUAGUCCUUGGAGUGAUUUCCCAGAUAAUCAAGAUUCAAUUAUUGGCAGACCUCAACUUGAAGAAAACACCUCAAUUAGUAGAGUUGGUUGAUGAUAGUAAGGAUGUGGAAGAGUUAAUGAGUCUGCCACCAGAGAAGAUAUUGUUGAGGUGGAUGAAUUUUCAAUUGAAGAAAUCAGAAUACAGGAAAAUUGUCACGAACUUCUCCACUGAUGUCAAGGAUGCUGAGGCUUAUGCUCACCUCUUAAACGUUCUUGCACCUGAGCACAGUAAACCAUCUGCAUUGGCUGCAAAGGAUCCCUUUGAAAGAGCAAAGUUAGUUCUUGCACAUGCCGAUAGGAUGGGUUGCAGGAGAUACUUAACGGCUAAAGAUAUUGUUGAAGGUUCACCAAAUCUUAACUUGGCUUUCGUCGCACAUGUUUUCCAGCAUAGGAAUGGUCUGUCAAGCCAAACAAAACAGAUAUCAUUUCUUGAAACUAUGCCAGAUGACAGCCAAAUCUCCAGAGAAGAGCGAGCAUUCCGCUUCUGGUUAAACAGUCAGGGAAAUUCAACAUAUAUCAACAAUGUCUUUGAAGACGUUAGAGAUGGAUGGGUGCUUUUGGAGACGCUAGACAAGAUUUCCCCAGGGAUUGUCAACUGGAAGAUUGCAAACAAGCCUCCAAUUAAAAUGCCAUUCAGAAAAGUAGAAAACUGUAACCAAGUUGUAAAGAUAGGGAAACAAUUGAAAUUUUCCCUAGUAAAUAUUGCCGGAAAUGAUAUUGUGCAGGGUAACAAGAAGCUAAUACUCGCUUAUUUGUGGCAAUUGAUGCGUUGCAACAUCCUCCAAUUGCUAAGAAACUUGAGGUUCCAUUCUCAUGGGAAGGAAAUUACAGACGUUGAUAUUCUGGAAUGGGCCAACACCAAAGUCAGCAACUCAGGAAGCCAAAGUCGCAUGGAUAGCUUUAAGGAUAAAAGUUUGAAAGAUGGUAUUUUUUUCCUAGAACUACUCAGUGCAGUGCAGCCUAGAGUUGUGAAUUGGAGUCUUGUUACCAAAGGGGCAACCGAUGAAGAGAAAAAGAUGAAUGCCUCAUACAUAAUCAGCAUUGCGAGAAAGCUCGGUUGCUCAAUAUUUUUGCUGCCAGAAGACAUAACUGAGGUGAACCAAAAAAUGAUCCUUACGUUGACUGCAAGCAUAAUGUACUGGUUCUUGAAACAACCUGUUGAAGAAAGACCAUCUGGGAUUUCAGAUAGUGAGGCCUCCAGCCAGUUGGAGACCAUAUCGAAUUCAACACUCGAUGACUCUUCUUCUGAGUCAUCAAUAGACGAGAAUGGACAUCUAUAAGUAUUUUUAUAUAUAUAUAUGUAUGUAUAUGUAUGUAUUGUAUUGCUGUAGAGCUUUUGCUAAGUGCUGUCUCAAGCUCGUUUGAUUUUUUUUUCUUUUAAUUUUUUUUGUCUUACUUUGUGAAAUCAGUGUAUGACAUAGUAGGAAUUCAACUAUUUUGAAAGAAAAAUUUUGUUAAAGAAAUUAUAUUUGUGAAUA